AUGGCGGAUCGUCUUCCCGAUGUCGCCUCGCGUACCAUUUUGUGUCCGUUGUUUUCACGGCGACUGAUACAGCAGACGGAACGCUCCUCUGCCCUGCACAUCCUCUCAUCCAUGUGCAGACUCGCAAUCGCUCAACAACGGCGCUACGACGCUGAAAUUCGUGGAGAAUCUGGUAAUUGUGAAAAGGAAGGAAAGGUGGUGACUGCAGUUGAUGAGGUAACGUUCGCCGCUCAAAUAGUGGGCAGCUUCAUCAAUACGUCGGUAUUGGAUCUGAGUACAGCCUUCUUGCCGUUCAGUGGCACACAGCGGCCACAUCAUUUGACAAUUCUAGCCAGUCGAACGCAGGAAGCAACUGAGUACUUCCAUAAGUUGUGCAAAAACGAGGGCUGUGCUCGUGUUGCACCCACAGCAGUACGACGAACUUUCUCGCUGCUGCCAGCGAAACGAGAACCGCGGCUUUCUCGCCAUCCGCUACCAUUUUCACGAAGGUACAACCUACCCGCAUGCAUGACUGCGUUGCAUUGUGUGGCCCAAGACAUACGACCAGCAGAACAAAGGGGUUUAUUGAGAAAACUAGAUACGGCUGGCCCAGCUCUCCGAGUUCAUUCUCGUGACACACUUAACGAGAAGUUAGCGAGAAAAAGACGGUUGGAAAAGAAGGCUGUCCCUUCGUCGUUAAGUCGGCCAGCACCGCAGUUAAUACGAAGAGAAACGUCGGCACCAGAUGCGCCACCAACCCCAGACCCCCAGUGUACCACCGACCAAUCAGAGCCAGUACACAGCAAGCCCUCUUCUGUUCCACAAGAACCGAUACCAAAUGCAACAUGGGUAAAAGAUGGUGACCUUAGGGUAGUCAACGGGAAAAUAGUGUACUUCGAAGAGAAGUUGGAUGACAGUGACAAUAAAAACGACAUCCCCAUCGAAGCGUCGGAAAUUGAAACAAUGAAAACACGGCAAGAUCAAUCGAAGAAGAAAAAAGAUAGUACAAAGAAAUCAAACAGAAUAAUCGAUAAAAACGUGCGAAAGGAUCGGAAACACAACGCGUCACCGAAAAUAAAACACAAUCGCCAUCCACAACAGAGUAUACCACUGAAAUCGAGGGAAGAACUUAUAGAGAUGGUGGAAGCUCUUGAUGUGUCGUCUAGAUUAAGGCAAACAUUCUGGAUUGGACUGGCCAAAAGGGAGGAUAAGUAA
This is a messenger RNA of Trypanosoma brucei brucei TREU927, 1194 nucleotides long. RefSeq lists its product as hypothetical. The transcript has a single exon. The record is from RefSeq and is a predicted model, not a curated record. Bases 1 to 1194 code for a protein of 397 amino acids. Lineage: Eukaryota; Euglenozoa; Kinetoplastea; Trypanosomatida; Trypanosomatidae.